Messenger RNA from Didymodactylos carnosus, 1295 nucleotides. The record is from the annotation of a GenBank genome assembly. NCBI's taxonomy places the organism in Eukaryota, Metazoa, Rotifera, Eurotatoria, Philodinida, Philodinidae.
GAAGACACAUUCGCUCACAUUGUACUUUAGUCUAUUUUCUCACUGGUUAGUUCCUUCAAAAGCUUCAGUUUCAUUGACUUUGCCUAGUCCAGAUCAGGCAUGCAACCAUCCCAAGCUAGGGCUCGCUGAUCGGCAGCGAACAUAUUCAGUAGCGAACCGUUCGGUUGCGAACGGUUUGGUGCCGAUCAGCGAUUGCUAGUUUGGGAUUGUUGCAUGCCUAGGUGCACCUUGUUGUAAAGGUAAAACUUCUUCGACUCGAAACUAUGUUCUAUGAACAUAUGGUCGUUCAUAUGACAGCACACUUCGUUCAUGCUUUAAUAGACGUAUAUCUUUAUCUAAAAUGUGGUACAAUAUUGUAUUCUGUCUUUUUCGACACGCAUACACAUUAAAGGAAUUGUCAUAUUAGAAUACUGUUCACAAAUAGAAGACGCCAAUCGACAUCGUUAUGUAAAAGUUGAAAUAGACGACCCUCUGUUUCUAAGAUUUUUUUAGUCAGUUGUACUGCUAACAAAACGAUAUUCUCAGUGAAACUAUUACCACGCCUAUAUAAAGAUAUAUAUUUAUCUAUCAGAAAAGAUUAUUUUAUGCAUAGCUGAUGGAAAAAUGAAACUUACUCUUGGUUCACCUCUAAAAUUUUUAAAAGUCAAGAGAGAUUAGAAGAUCUGAGUCUUCUAAUGUGAUAAUCCUUUGAUGUAAUAUAUCAAAGGCUUGAAUAAGUCAGCAACACGGAUACUGGUAAUAUCUUGUAUCAACGUUAUGGUCUUUCCUUAUCUCUAUGUCUAUUCUUUUAUUAUAGAUACGAAGAAAUCAAUAUUGAUUUAGCGAAUCCACCUGAAUGGUAUUUGAAAAGAAAUCCAGCAGGAGAAGUACCAGGACUAGAAUGGGUAGAUCCUAAAACUCAAGAAAAACAUUUUCUUGCUGAAUCAUUAGUUAUUAGUGAUUAUUUGGAUGACAUCUAUCCUGAACAUCAUUUACAACCAACGGAUCCCUAUUUAAAAGCCAAACAACGAAUUUUAAUUGACCGAUUUUCAAAUGUAUAUUCUUCGUACAUUGCCUUCUUUUGUGCCUCGCCAGCCAUGAUUGAUUAUAUGUUGUGGCCAUGGUUUGAACGUCUUUCCUUACUGAAGGAAGUCGGUUAUGUUUUUAAUUCUGAAAAACAUCUUCCCCGAUUAGCACAAUGGAUUCAUGAGAUGGAACAACUAAAACCAGUUAAAGAUGUCAAAGUACCUGAAGAAAUUACGAAAAAAUUUAUGGAAAGUUAUAAACACGGCAAACCACAAUAUGACGUCGAAUAA